This is a messenger RNA of Microbotryum saponariae, 2356 nucleotides long. NCBI's taxonomy places the organism in Eukaryota, Fungi, Basidiomycota, Microbotryomycetes, Microbotryales, Microbotryaceae. The record is from the annotation of a GenBank genome assembly.
AUGAGCUCCAGCCCGGUAGCACCUAGUGACGAGACGCCACCCGCUCGGAAUCCUCGCCGGGCUCGAUUUGAUGUUGCGCCGUUCACCGAGGUCGACAACGGAGGAUCGUCGACCAGGAGCAACAGUCCUGAGCCUCUUGCCACGCCAACGCUCAGCGAGAGCUAUCACGGGCUCAAAAAAAAUCUGUCGUUCAAAUCUUUGCGCGAACUCGAGCUCAGAGAAGUCAGGUCAGCAAUGUGGAGGAAAGGUGGAAGAGGCGAUCCUGGGGAACAAAUCUAUCGUCCCAAAAAUACCGAGGAGGCAUUCGCUCAUGCGUUCAGAGGAGGUCUGCGUAAGUGCAUUAUCACUACACACAUCUGAGGGGUCUACAGAGACAUCUGAAAUCAUGGUAGUCGCUGACCCACUUACUCUGUACAACUCGAUCCCCACUUUCGACCGUCCAGGCUCACUGCUGCUGGCCGGGGGUUUGCGAGCGCUCGUCAAUCUCUUCGUCGUAGCGUUGCGAAUCACACGCAAGCGGUGCGUACUGCCUUUUGUGGUUCACAGCUCCCGACGACCCUCCAUAGAUCGAGGCUAAAUCGCAGUUUCAUUGUCAUUCCCAGCGGUCUGCCCAUGGCCCUCGUUUUUCGGGCGCUGUUCGGGCUCGACACCCUUCGCUUUGCGGCAAUGCUAGGCGGCUUCACGUUUCUGUAUAAACAGACUUACCAUAGCCUUCGCAUCUUCAACCCGGGAAAACGGGGCCCAGGUCAAGAAGAAUGGUGGCAUGCUGUCGUUGCAGGGUCGAUCUCGGGUGCCGCAGUAUGGGCGGAAAAGCCUUCGAGGCGUGUGACGAUCGGACAACAGAUGAUGGUCCGCGGGUUGCAGGGGCACUACAACGUUGCGAAACGUCGAGGCUGGAUCAAUCUACCCCACGGUGACGUAUUAUUGUUCGGACUUGCUUGCGGCCAGAUCGUGAGCACCUACUACUCCUUUUGCCUAACCCAUCGCCAAGGAAACUGAUUUCUGUCUCGGAAUGCGGUAAGAUGGAGUCGUGGCUCAUGUCCCCAGAAGCUCUUCCUUCCGGAUAUCGUCGGUGGAUCACACAAGCGAGUCGAGUCGCGGAGCCCUGCCUCCCCCUCAACCUCGCUGCGUCUCGCACCGGACGCUUCGAUCCCGAGCAAGCGCGCAAGACGAUUACAUGGAAGUCCGGGGCUACCCCUCGCAAUGCUCUGCUCAUUGAAGAAUAUGCCCGCGCCGCAGAGAAGGUGGGUUCAUUGCUUCUUACUUUCGGAAAGCUAUGCCGUCGACUGAUUGAACGCCGUCGACACCUCCCUAACAACCGUUGCUUUGACGUUUAGGGCGAUUUCGGACCACCGUUUGCGCCUUGCGCAACCAUUCACCCCUGGGUUGAUUCGUGCAGCUGGGUUGCAGUCGAUCGAUGGCAAGCAGUGUUCAGGUUCGUAACGGGGCACGACGUCAAUAGCAUGGAUCCCAAUUUGCAUCGACUGAUCUGACUUGCUCUCGUCACUCCACUUAGAUGGAUGCUUCCCGUCUAUGGUGCUCUCCACGUGAUACCGCCGGUACUUUUGAGGAGCAAGGUCUUCGUGAAGGAGUGCGUAUCACUGUGCCUUUCGGUCAUUGGAGUCAUGCCGGGUCGUGCUGUCCAAGAGUGCGGAUGACCGACUUUGUUCCCUCUCUCCUCUUCUUAUAGCCCUCAACGUGUGCUUCGCAAGUCUGUUUUCGGAACGAUCCGCAGUUGUUCUUUCCUUGCCACCUUCGUUGUCAUCUUCCAGAGCCUGGUCUGCACCCAACGAAAUAUCUAUUACAUGAUCCAUGGCAAGGUACCCGCAUGGGUCGAGCGGGUCUUGCUUCACAAAGGAUACUACUGGGUGUCAGGUACGAGCUCGUCCCAGAGAACCUCGGCUUUCAGGUGGUCGGUCUAACAAUGUGUCAUCUCUCAUAGGAUUUCUCACCUGCCUGUCCUUGUUCAUCGAGGAGAAGAAGCGCCGCGGCGAGCUUGCCAUGUACGUCUCGAUGGGAGGUCCAAUGAAGGAAAGAGAAUCCGACAAAGGAAACAGACACUCAACACCAAUCCCUUUUCAUUACACAGGUAUGUACUCCCUCGAGGUAUGGAGUCGCUCUGGUCUGUUUUGCGUCGUCGGUCUUACGUACCAUUCGUUCCGGGCGGAGAGAUUUUGAUGACAUCGUGAGUAGGCGCAGUGAACUAAGGCCCUGGAGCGACAACAGGCCGCUGAUGCUUUGAAGUGGACGGUGCAGGUUGGGUCUGGGUAUGGUGAUGUCUACAUAUGCCCAUGAGCCCAAGAUGCUCUCAGGGCUUGUCAGAUCGGUAUUGUAUCAAUUCAUUGGCCACGGCUAA